AGUUUAGUUCAGUUCAGUCGCGUGUGUGCAACGCUUCGAGUCGGUGGUCGGUGGUCGGUGAUCGGCGGUUCGUGGCUAUAUAGUGGGUCUAACAUGUGAUUAAAAUCGGUCCGGCAGCUGAGAAGACAACAUCUGUAUUCGCGCACGUAUCGGCAUCGCCAUAGCUAUUGACUCACCGCGACCGCCGGACAGUGGGAUCAACUGUUUUCGGGGGCGGUACAAUGGCGCUGAUGGCACUGCGUGCGCUUACCGCGCUCAUUCUGCUCGUCACGCUGGCCAGCUCAGCUCGGGCCAUUACCUGCUACGAAUGCGAUUCCGUCAAUAAUCCAGGGUGUGGGGAGCAAUUUGCGGGCGAUGACAUAUCCACGACGGAUUGCGAUGUGGUGGCAAACAUGCGAGCCUCGGGAGCGGAGGCCACAUGCCUAACAAAGUACCACGAAGGCAUGCCUGGAGACACGCGUUUUGUGCGACGUUCCUGCUAUUUUGGCGACUCCUCGCCCAUGGGCAUUAAUUGCGAUGACGGGCCGGAUCCGGUGGUGCCAUUCAUGAAUUUUCUGGGAUGUACACUCUGCAACACGGAUCUGUGCAAUGCUGCCCCAGGAAUAAUCACACUGUCAUUGACCAGUGCCUUUUCUGUACUUGGUCUUCUUAUCCUACUUACCAACUAGGGAAAAUGAGAGGCACUUAGAAGGAAGACCUUUCAAUGUAUCCUAUUACCCAUUAUAUACUCGAGAAUUCUAUUACAGUUUGUUGUAUUCUAACCAAAUUAUUAACACUCACUUAAAAUAAAAAUAUUACGGUCGAA
Messenger RNA from Drosophila elegans, 805 nucleotides. RefSeq lists its product as uncharacterized. NCBI's taxonomy places the organism in Eukaryota, Metazoa, Arthropoda, Insecta, Diptera, Drosophilidae. The record is from RefSeq and is a predicted model, not a curated record. Bases 222 to 668 code for a protein of 148 amino acids. Gene Ontology annotation, biological process: sleep; positive regulation of voltage-gated potassium channel activity; regulation of synaptic transmission, cholinergic. The transcript has 3 exons.